Messenger RNA from Lodderomyces pseudojiufengensis, 1638 nucleotides. Its product is annotated as sugar porter family MFS transporter. Gene Ontology annotation, molecular function: carbohydrate:proton symporter activity. The record is from RefSeq and is a predicted model, not a curated record. Gene Ontology annotation, cellular component: membrane. The coding region runs from base 1 to 1638 and encodes 545 amino acids. The transcript has a single exon. Lineage: Eukaryota; Fungi; Ascomycota; Pichiomycetes; Serinales; Debaryomycetaceae. Gene Ontology annotation, biological process: carbohydrate transport; transmembrane transport.
AUGUCUUCUAAAAUCGAAAGAGCUUUUUCAGGUCCAGCUUUAAAAAUAUCAAAUUUUUUGGAUAAAUUUCCUAAAAUUCAUAAUGUUUAUUUCAUUGCUUGUAUAUCAACCAUUGCUGGUUUAAUGUUUGGUUUUGAUAUCUCAUCAAUGUCAGCAUUUAUUGGCUCAAAUCCUUAUGGAAAUUAUUUCAAUCAUCCUGGAGCUGAUAUGCAAGGUUUUAUAACUGGUAGUAUGGGUAUUGGUUCAUUUUUUGGUUCAUUAUUAUCUUCUUUUGUUUCAGAACCUUUUGGAAGAAGAUUAUCUUUAAUUAUUUGUUCUUUAUUAUGGAUGAUUGGUGCAGCAAUUCAAUCUUCAGCUCAAAACGUUGCCCAAUUAAUUAUUGGUAGAAUUAUUUCUGGUUUUGGUAUUGGUUUUGGUUCAUCAGUUGCUCCAAUUUAUGGUGCUGAAAUUUCACCAAGAACUAGAAGAGGUACUGUUAAUGGUUUGUUUCAAUUUGCAGUUACCGUUGGUAUAAUGAUAAUGUUCUAUAUUUGUUUUGGCGUUGGUCAAAUCAAUGGAGUUGCUUCAUUCAGAAUUGGUUGGGGUAUCCAAAUUGUACCAGGUUUAAUUUUAUUUUUUGGUUGUUUCUUUAUUCCUGAAUCACCAAGAUGGUUAGCUAAACAAGGUAGAUGGGAACAAGCUGAACAAAUUGUUGCUAACGUUCAAGCUCAUGGUAAUGCUGAGGAUACAAAUGUCUUAAUUGAACUUGCAGAAAUUAAAGAACAAUUAUUAAUCCAUGAAGAAGCUAAAUCAGUUGGAUAUGCUACUUUAUUCAAAAAAAAAUUCAUCGUCAGAACUUUCACUGCUAUCUUUUCACAAAUAUGGCAACAAUUAACUGGUAUGAAUGUUAUGAUGUAUUAUAUUGUUUAUAUUUUCCAAAUGGCAGGUUAUUCAGGAAAUGCUAAUUUAGUUGCUUCAUCAAUUCAAUAUGUUUUAAAUGUUGUAUGUACUGUUCCAGCAUUAUUAUUAUUUGAUAAAAUUGGUAGAAGACCAUUAUUGAUUGGUGGUGCUAUUUCUAUGAUGAUUUGGCAAUUUGGAUUAGCUGGUAUUUUAGGAUCUUACUCAAAACCUUGGGCUGAUUCAGGUAACGAUGCCGUUAAUAUUAGAAUUCCAGAAUCAAAUAAAGCUGCUUCAAACGGAGCUAUUGCUUGUAGUUAUUUGUUUGUUUGUUCAUUUGCUUCAACUUGGGGUGUUGGUAUCUGGGUGUAUUGUUCUGAAAUUUGGGGUGACAACAGAAUUUCUCAAAGAGGUAAUGCCUUAUCAACAUCAGCAAAUUGGAUUUUAAAUUUUGCAAUUGCCAUGUACACUCCUUCUGGUUUCAAAAAUAUCACUUGGAAAACUUAUAUUAUUUAUGGAGUAAUGUGUUUAGCAAUGGCUAUUCAUGUUUAUUUUGGAUUCCCAGAAACUCGUGGUAAACGUUUAGAAGAAAUUGGACAAAUGUGGGAAGAAAAAGUUCCAGCUUGGAGAUCAGCUUCAUGGCAACCAACAAUUCCAAUUGCAUCUGAUUCAGAUUUAGCAAGGAAAUUAAGUCUUGAACAUAAGGAAGAUGCUGAAUUUUCAGAUGAAAAAAUUCAAGAUGUUGAAACUAAUUCUGUUUGA